This is a messenger RNA of Rhopalosiphum maidis (corn leaf aphid), 2049 nucleotides long. RefSeq names its product histidine decarboxylase (gene Hdc). Bases 91 to 2010 code for a protein of 639 amino acids. The record is from RefSeq and is a predicted model, not a curated record. Lineage: Eukaryota; Metazoa; Arthropoda; Insecta; Hemiptera; Aphididae. The transcript is spliced from 17 exons. Gene Ontology annotation, biological process: histamine biosynthetic process; L-histidine catabolic process. Gene Ontology annotation, molecular function: histidine decarboxylase activity; pyridoxal phosphate binding.
AGUCUUGUCGGUAUACGUAUACAUCAUUUCGCGGCAUUUCAGAGUACAAUUUAUUUUGAUAAGCCAAAUUUGAAACUCUUAUCUACACUAAUGGAUUUCAAUGAAUAUAGAACAAGAGGAAAAAUAAUGAUAGACUAUAUAGCAGAUUAUUUAGAAACUAUACGGGAAAGGCGUGUCUACCCGAAUGUGCAUCCGGGAUAUCUAAGGAACUUAACACCAGACUGUGCUCCCGUCGAACCAGAAUCCUGGGACCACAUCAUGGACGACGUCGAGAACAUCAUUAUGCCCGGGAUUACACACUGGCAAUCGCCUCAUAUGCAUGCGUAUUUUCCCGCUCUGAAUUCGUUCCCGUCACUGUUGGGUGACAUGCUAGCGGAUGCGAUCAACUGCCUGGGAUUCACAUGGGCCAGCAGCCCCGCUUGCACAGAGUUGGAAAUCUUAGUGAUGAACUGGCUAGGAAAGAUGAUCGGACUUCCUGAGGCGUUUUUACACACGCACAACGAGAGCAAAGGAGGAGGCGUUAUCCAGACUACAUCAAGUGAAGCGACAUUUGUUUGCCUAUUAGCUGCCAGAACUCAGGCAAUCCGUCGGAUACAGGAGAUAAAUCCAGAACUAGAAGAUGUAGAAAUAAACAGCAGACUAGUAGCUUACUGUUCGGAUCAGGCUCAUUCAUCAGUCGAAAAAGCUGGUCUCAUCGGACUCGUUAAAAUGCGAUUUAUUGAAAGUGACGAUUCCUUAUCUUUGAGAGGAGCUCAAUUGAUGGAAGCUAUCGCCACUGAUAAAAAACAAAACUUAAUACCAUUUUUCGUAUGUGCGACGUUGGGUACAACUGGUGCUUGUGCUUUCGACAAACUCGAAGAACUCGGACCAAUAUGCCACGCGGAAGACAUGUGGUUUCAUGUCGACGCGGCGUACGCGGGUACUGCAUUUAUAUGCCCGGAAUUUCGUCAUUGGCUCUCGGGUGUCGCAUACGCAGAUUCAAUUGCGUUCAAUCCAAGUAAAUGGAUGAUGGUUCAUUUCGAUUGCACAGCCAUGUGGGUCAAAAACAGUGAAUGUCUUCAUCGGACUUUUAACGUCGAUCCGUUAUAUUUACAACAUGAAAAUUCAGGACUUGCUAUCGACUACAUGCACUGGCAAAUACCAUUAAGUAAACGAUUUAGAGCGUUGAAACUAUGGUUUGUGAUUCGAUGUUUUGGGAUAAAAGGUCUUCAAAAGCAUAUCAGAGGAGGUGUACAGUUGGCUAACAAAUUUGAACUUCUCGUGUUGAAUGAUAAAAGAUUUGAAAUACCCGCAGCUAGACAUUUAGGUUUAGUCGUUUUUCGUUUGCGUGGAGAAAAUCAUUUAACUGAAAGACUGUUAAAGCGUUUAAACUCUAAAGGAAGAAUUCAUUGUGUUCCUGCAUCACUUAAAGGCAAAUACGUUAUACGUUUUACCGUUACGUCACAAUAUACUACGGUUUCGGACAUUACAAGAGACUGGGCAGAAAUCAAAGCAACGGCUACUGAAAUCAUCAACGACGAUAAAGCUGACUCUACCUACAAUAAAUCAAAAGUUUCAUUAGCUGAGACACGUAAUUGGAAUAAUAACUUUGGUGCCAGUCUUCUAUUAGCCAAUUCGCCUAUGUCACCAAAAGUAGUGAACGGAAGCUUUGCCGCGCUAUUUGAUAAUGGAGACGAUUGGUCACGGAAACUAUUGAGAAGUGAAAUGAAAGAUAGCUCUUCGAUGAGAAGAAGAAUUCGCGGGAUUUUGAUGUCAGGAAAACAGUUUUCUCUGGAUUCACGUAUGGAUCUAGUCCAAGGAAUGGUUCCAACUGCAUCAAAAAAGGCAAUUAUGUCGGAGUCCAUUAAAGAUUCAUUGGAAGAAACGUUAGAAAAUAAGAACACAGAUAGUGAUGAAAAAGAGAAGAACGGAGAGCCGAAAAAUCCUAAAUCUCGUAUUUUUCGUCUUCAACAACAUGAAACCAGUUUAACUCCUUUGAUUGAAGGCAAUAACGCAAAUCUUAUAGAUUAGUUAAAUUACAAUAUUAUGGUAAACUAAUCCUUUAUUUAU